This is a messenger RNA of Porites evermanni, 5171 nucleotides long. The record is from the annotation of a GenBank genome assembly. Lineage: Eukaryota; Metazoa; Cnidaria; Anthozoa; Scleractinia; Poritidae.
AUGAGUGGUGUUCCUCAGGUUCUCGUUGACAAGCUUUUAUCGUCCGUACCUACACAAGACUUCACUAUCUCCUCUGAGGAUUCAGUUGAUGGCUAUCAAGAGAGGCGUACUCAGAAGCCGGAUAUUACGAUGCCAAAGGAGCUAACCCCACUUGUUGCAGAAUUUCUUAGACGACAAGAAAGCCAGGAUGGGGAGAGUAAUGACAGGGAAACUGUUCUUGACAUCUGGGACUUUGCUGGUCAGCACUUGUACUACGCUACGCACCCCGUUUUCUUCUCCCAUAAAGCUGUUUAUCUUCUGGUUCACAACUUGAGCAAAAACCUGGAUGAACUGGCAGAACCAUCAGUUAAGCAUGGAGGGCAUACCGUGCCUCUGACGAACACCUCUAAUGAGACCAAUCUGGACAUGUUAUUGUCCUGGUUGGUGUCUAUUCACAGCAUCCGCCAUCCCUCAGUGGAUCAUGACUUUAUAAACACUUGUAGAUCAACCCUUCGUUGUCUACCCCCUCCUGUGCUUUUAGUAGGGACACAUGCUGACAAGGUCUCUGCAGGACAUAUAGAAGAGGCACAUGCUAAGAUCACGUCAAACUUAAAAGGCAAAGCAUUCCAGGAGCAUGUGUUGGGUCCAUUUUAUAGAGUGGACAACACCAAGUCAUCUGACUCACCUGGUGUCAGAGAUAUACAAUUAAAAGUUUGGGACAUUUUGUCAUCCGGUUUGGAUUGUUUUGCAGACUUGCCUGUCAAGUGGUUCAACUUUGAAAAGGCUCUGAAGGAACUGGCCACUGAAAAGUUUUAUUUGACACUUAGUGAAAUACAGAACGUUGCACGGCGAGACUGUUUCAUCGAAGAUGACAAACAGCUUGACGCCAUGUUGAAUUAUUACCACGACUUGGGACUGAUUGUGCGUUUCAGGGAUACAGUUGUCCUUGAUACUCAGUGGCUGAUAAAUCUCUUCAAAAAUCUCAGCACUAUUCGACCUUAUCAAGAGCAGGUUGGUCUGCCAAAAUAAUUUUUAUGCAGAAUGUUAAAAUUGAUCCAGUUCAGUACUCUGGUGCAUCAAGUAUAGUAAGGGUAAAUAUUGAUGAAUAGGUGAACUUUUUAAUGGAAAUUGUAGACUGUUCAUACAUUUACUACCCUAUUGUUCCGUAAGGUAGUUGAGAUCGAGCGCCUACUGUGAUGAGAGGUCAUCUUGGUUUCAAAAGCAUCAAAUCUACUGGGGGACGUAGGGACAGGUAAAACCCUACACCCGCUCCCACAAUACGUAUGAAACCAAGAUGGAUGCUCAUUGCAGUAAGCACUCAAUCUCGAAGAUCUUACGUUGUGAAGCGAAGAUAAUGAAAGAAACCACAUAUCAAUUUUAUUAGAAAGUUUCUGUGGUACACUCCUUGCUUUCUUAAGGUAAUGGAGUUCAAUGCAACAACAUUCAUCAACGACUACAUGAUCUUUAAGGCUGCCAUGAAAAGAAAACUUUUGGUCUGUGAAACUAACGAAAAAGCACGUAAACUUAAUAUGAACCAAUAUUGUUAGAAAUGCUCGCUUUGUAUUUACAAAAGCCACGCCUGGCUGGUUAUUUUUCUUGCUCUCUCAUUUCUAGACUAUGAAACAAGCAUCAUGCCUGUCUUUAUUCAUUCAAAUCGUUUCCCGUUUGUGAUUGGCCUAAAUCUCCCGGGUUUUUUUCUUGCUGACGUUCAAGUUUGGACAAUUUACGUCAUUUGUCUAUAAAUUUUUUUGUUAUUAGGCGAAUGACGUACCGUAACAGAAAGCUGAAAAAGCAAAAAAUAUUUGGAGGAGAUUUCAUGUGGUUAUGAACAAUAGUGGACUGCAUGCAAGGAAUCGUUGCUUGAGAGUGAAAAAUUUAAUGACCAAAAUUGUAGCCUCAGUUCUUGUGAUACAUUCUGGGCUAAUGGGAACUAAAGGCAAACAAUAGCUUGUAAUGUUUUAAAAAGGACGAAAAAAUGUUCUAAAAAAGUUCUGAAACUAAAUAUAAGUACAUUGUUUCAUUUUUACCAGGAUCCUGUAGAUCGUGAACUUUGGGAGAAGCUUGAAACCACUGGUGUUUUGCACAAGCACCUUAUCGACAGAGUAUUCAAAGAUAAUUUACAAGGCAAUGGAAACAAAUCACUACAGCAAAGUGUUUUGCACAUGAUGGAGAUGUACGGUUUUCUUGCACGGUUUUGUCCUGGCAACCAUUCAGACACAGAAGCGACAGAAGAGACCAAGUACUUUGUGCCAGCGCAACUGGGAAAGUCAGUGGGUGACCUGUGGUCCCUUACACCACAGGACAGUGAUCCAUGCCCACUUGUUUUUACGUUCUGUGGUGGAUUUGUCCCCCAUGGCUUGUUUCCACAACUUGUUUCUCGUCUUAUUGCACGAUCCUCGGAGCUGAAGUGUGUUCAAGCACCCAAACUGUAUUGCAAUGGUGCGCACUUCUUUCUAGGUCAGAAAAGUGAAUUUGAUCUUGUUCUUCUUUGUAGUAAGCGUGGCAUCAAGCUGGUGUUUAAAUGUUAUAAAAAUGCUUCGACUAACCGGGAAGACCUGUCGACAGACUCUCCUGCCGUCAAAGUAAGAACUUUAUUCCAAGAAGAACUGGAAAGCUUAUGCAGACAGUGGCACUGUUUUGGCAAUGUACGUUAUGAAAUUUGUGUUGUGUGCUUGGCGUGUACGCGCAGUUCAAAAAUCCAAUGUGAACGUCAUAAAUCAGCUUCAUGUUCAGAUCAGGACUGCUUGCAUCUGCUUCCCAUCACAAAUGUUGAACCUGAGACAUUAUUGACCUGCCCUAAACAGAUUGGCGAUGUGUCGCGAUUCACAUUGACUGGUCUUCACAAGUGGUAUCCCUGUGUCAAAUCCGAGGUGAGUAUUAUUUACUUAAUGUCAGGUCAGGAGGGAAACAUUUUUGUUUUCUGGAGUGUCCUGAUAUGUCCCGAGACGAAGUCGAGAGAAACAAAAGGAAAACAAAACUAAAACUUUUCCCGAGGGAACUGACUAGUGUAAAAAGUGUACAUGAUACGUACAAGAAAUUCCUAAUAAUAGAGUAAGAAUAAAACCUAAUAAAUUAAUACAAGGAAAUGAAAUAUCGAACCUAUUAACAAUUAAAACUACUUUAAACUCAUCGCUAAUGAUGAGCUUGGGAGCAGGUGCCUUAAAGGUUAUUGGGGGGCCAAAUGCAAUAAGCAGAGAGGAGGUAUCCAUGGCAACCCUGGAAGCGGGAACCACCCCAAGAGCAGCCACUAACCGGCACCGUCACACUGAAUAAAUUCAGUGGAUACUUACCUAAGAGAAUACUUACCUGAGAAAAUACUUACCAAACCACCAGGCAGGGAGGGAGGAGAGGGAGCAAGAAUCCGCAAUGAUUCGCAAGAAGGCAAACAUUGAUCCGCUACGAUCAGCAAGAAUCCGCAAUGAUUCGCAAGAAGGCUAACAAUGAUCCGCUACGAUCAGCAAGCAAAGCUACAAUGCAAAGCAACACUAGCAAAAGGGCACACAAGGAGCCCUGCGAUUCCCCGCGGGCCGUCCCGUAGGUCACAUACUGAAGUGGGAGAAGACCGCUGGCUAACUCGCUCGAGUUUAACUUUGCCUAAAUUAUAUUUAGCCACAUGUAAAAUUCCGAAAAUAAGCCCGGGGCUUAUAUUUUUCAAAGGCCCUUUUUGAGUGGUUUAUCUAUGGAGAGAAUUUGCGUUUUAAAAUCGAUUGGGCUAGCCCCAUAGUUGGAAGGAAAUUUACCGUUUUUGCUUUGUUUUACUUUGUAUUGGCGGGCAAAUAUAAGGCCCCCAAACUCCUAACGCAAAAAAUCAACAUGGAGGUGCUUAUUUUCGGAAUAUUACGGUAUUCUCCAUGAUAAAAGGGUUUUGAGCCGACUAGGGUAAUUACAAAUAGCUAGGAUAGGCUGGGCCGGGAUUUUAAACAGUAAGUCUUUCCAUCCAAAUUUUUUUUUUUUUCAUGCAGAAGUGAAGUGCGUUCCUAGGAAAUUAGUAUUCUCCUAACAUCUUAUUUAUAAUCUUUUAAGCGCCCAACGAGGCUACUAUUUAUGUGUUAAAAUUCAACGUAAAAGUGAGGCAAAGGACGCGAAUUCACCUGUUUAUUUAUACACCGAUUUAUUCAUUUUGUUUGUGUCCUAUAACCUCACAAAGAAGUUGAAUGAAGCGAAAAUAGCCUAUUAUAGAAUGGGUUUCACUUCUCAGAGUUUUCACAGGUUUAUCGACCCCACUGCUAAAUUCCUGGCGGAAUAAUCCAAAUUACAGUUACAGGUGAAAAGGAAGCUGGAGUGGACCUUGUUUUGAAACUUCCCUUCCUGCUUUAUUAUUAAUUUAAAAUCAUGUUGUUCUUAUUAUAAGUAGUAGUUUUUAAGCAUGGUUUUCACAAGAAGAGGAAGGAGGUUUGUAUUAGAACAAGGUCAACCACAGUCUCACGUUCACUCAAAGGCUUGGAUACUAAGCUAACACCAGUAAAAUGGACUGUCGCCACUUCCACAUUUCCCAUAAUGCACCUUAUAUGCCCCCCAAUUUCUCUUGUGACGGCUGUAAAACCUAGGAGAAAUGAAAACCAAAGGGUAUGCAAAAUUUGGGGGGCAAAUAAGGUGCAGUAUGGGAAAUGUGGCGUAUUAGCUUCUUUACGCAAGUCAAAGGUUUUGAGUUUCGUAGUAUCUGAGCGUGUUUUUUGCACGAGAUACUGAAGUUAAAUAAAUUUUAUCCUAUUCACCUAAAAUUAACUUCUAUGUAAUUUGAAGAUUUUUUCGUUUCAACAUAAUCAGCCAGCGAGAAACCAUAUAAACGCUAAACGAUAGAAGUGCUUCCUUGGUAACACGUCAAAGGGGCAGGACGCGACAGCUGGUAACUGAUUUGUGUUUUGGUCUUUUCUCACAAGGAAAAACCUCACGAAAACCAACGCAAACUACGAAAGGUUGCAGACAUCGAUAUUCUCAAUCUGGCAGGUGAAAUCACGUGCAAGAAAUGGAAAGUUAUUGGACGAAUCUUGGGUCUUACAGAUCCUCAACUGGAUCAGAUAGAGAUGAACAAGCAAAACGACGUGUACGAGCAAUGUUACGAGAUGCUGAAAACCUGGAGAAACAAUCAGAGUUCUGCUGCAACCUGCGAACAGCUUAAAGAAGCAUUGUGCCAUAAAAUUGUCAUGAAAAAUGAAGUAGCAGAACGUUUUUGCUACGCGGAAAUUGAGUAA